AUGUACGGACCAUAUCCGUACCCACCAGAGGUUGCUGAGAUGCUGCAAGCUGGAAGUUAUCCGUUUGCGAUGAUGAAUCGCGGAAUGCCACCACCACCACAAUGGAACGGCUAUCCAGUGAUACAUCCAUACGAGCUGCAUCAGAUGCUUCGACAGUUUCAACAAAUGGGAAUGGGCCAUUACCAACACGACAGCCCACCACAGCUUCGUAAAUUGUUCAUAGGAGGUCUGAGCCAUGAGACAACAGAUGAACAGCUCGGCAACUACUUCUCGCAAUGGGGACAUGUUGUCGACGCGAUCGUCAUCCGGGACCCAAACACCAAGACAUCCCGUGGCUUCGGAUUCGUCACUUUUCAUUCAAUCUUCAGCGCAGAAGCCGCAAUGAAUGACAGACCACAUAAGCUUGGAGGAAAGACGGUAGACUCAAAAAGAGCCAUUCCACGUGAGCAGAUGUCCUCCAUGAUUCCACCACCAUUCUUCGAAACAGAUCCUUCUCCAGGAUGCAAACUUCUUCUGAGUGGAAUCACCAGUGGAGUCCAUUCUGUUGACUCUCUGCGCGUCUAUUUUGAGACUUUCGGAACCCUUGACCAAGUUGAAAUCUUGGGACAACCACGUGGCCUCGGAUUUGUGAUCUACGAGGAUAAGGAGUCAGCCGACCGUUGUCUACAACACAACGGUGGUCGUCAUAUUGUGAAUGAGCGCAAGAUUGAAGUGCGAGUUUUCACCAAACAUCCUAAUGGCAGCACCUACUGGAAACGUCCACAACAAGGACACCAUCAUUCGUCCCGUGAGCUCUACGAGCAACUCUCAAAUCUCAACUUGAAGGACGGCGAUCGAAAAAGCACAGGAAACAGCAGCUCGGCUGCUGAUACGCCGCAAAAUUUUGAUGAGGAUAGCAAUUACGGAGGGACCACCACUGAGGAUGAUUGCAAUACUUUCGAGCAUGAGGAAGGCUCUUCUGAAGAUAGCUCCAAUGAACAACCCACCGGAGAAGAUAAAGCCGAGAAGGCCAACUAA
Molecule: messenger RNA, 1017 nt
Organism: Caenorhabditis briggsae
Lineage: Eukaryota; Metazoa; Nematoda; Chromadorea; Rhabditida; Rhabditidae
Exons: 6
Coding region: 1-1017 (338 amino acids)
Molecular function (GO): RNA binding
Source: RefSeq, a predicted model, not a curated record